AUGAUGAAUUUAUGGAUCUCUGCCGUGGGACAAAAAGAGAAACUCCUCCUCCAAUCUGCUCAGACGGUUCAUAAGUUGCUACUUCCGAAACAGUCGCUAAAUGCGGUUGAAAUCUCCGCUAAGUAUAGCCAUCUGCGGAAUCUACCAUUAGCGUCAUAUUCGGACCAACAGCCUGGUCUGCUCAUUGGCCUAAAUAAUCUUCACACGAUUGCGCCAAUCGAAGCUAAAAUACGGAGAGUCGGAGAGCCGAUAGCCGUACGAUCAAAACUCGGCUGGUCGGUGUAUGGUCCUACUUCAGGGCAAACAGAUAGCACAAUAUCCGUCAACCAUCAUCAUGGAAUCAGUAAUGACGACCUCUACAAUUUGCUGAAGAAGCAUUACUCUUUGGAGGAAUCGGCAGUCGAAAUAUCGCAAGAAACAAAAGAUGAGAAAAGGGCGCGUGAAAUUCUGGAACGAACAACCGUUCGUGUCGGUGACCGCUUCGAAACGGGGUUGCUGUGGAAAUCGGAUGAUCGUAUGUUUCCCGACAGUCUUCCGAUGGCACGUCGGAGACUAAAACAGUUGGAACAACGUCUCGAAAAGUCUCCAGAAAUCUACGACAAGAUCAGGAAACAGGUCGAAGACUACCAGGCUAAAGGGUAUGCCCAUCUAGCAACAUCGAAGGAGCUAGCGGAAACCGAUUCGCAGAAGAGGUGGUACUUGCCACUGAAUUACGUACAAAACCCGAAAAAGCCAAACAAAAUUCGUCUGGUUUGGGACGCUGCAGCAACAGUCAACGGCGUUUCUCUAAACAGUCAAUUAUUAAAGGGACCCGACAUGCUGACGCCUCUAACAGCGGUUCUCAGCCUUUUCAGAGAGCGACGAAUAGCCUUUGGUGGAGAUAUUCGUGAAAUGUACCACCAACUACGAAUUCGGGAUGCCGACAAGCAAGCGCAGUGUUUCUUGUUCAGGAAAAAUCCGGAGGACGCUGAACCAAGUGUGUACGUCAUGGACGUAGCUACCUUUGGCUCAACAUGUUCUCCGUGCUCGGCUCAGCACGUCAAAAAUCGAAAUGCGUCAGAAUUCUCGUCACGGUACCCGGAAGCAGCAGCAGCCAUAGUCCACAAGCAUUAUGUGGACGACUACUAUGAUAGUGUCGACACGGUCGAGGAGGCAGUUCGUCGUGCUGAAGAGGUGCGAUUCAUACACUCAAAGGCAGGUUUCGAGAUACGAAAUUGGGUGUCGAACUCCUCUGUAGUUCUCCGCAGUCUUGGAGAGCAAAAUCUUGCGGAAGACGUGCAUUUCAACGUCGAUAAAACUACGGAGAACGAGCGAGUCCUCGGGAUUAUCUGGAGUCCAAGUCAAGACACUUUCUCAUUCGCCACUGACCACCGUUCUGAGCUAGAGCCGUACCUCAAAGGUAUUCAACGACCCACAAAGCGAUUGGUGCUAAGCUGCGUCAUGGGAUUUUUCGAUCCACUUGGACUUCUGGCGCCGUUCACGAUCCAUGGAAAGAUGCUGGUCCAAGACUUGUGGCGAACGGGAUGCGGAUGGGACGAAGAAAUAGACGACAGUGCGAUGCAGAAAUGGAACCGUUGGGUAGGCCUGUUGCCGCAAGUAGCCGCUAUCCGAAUUCCCCGCUGCUACAUCGGCGAUUGCUACUCAUCAGAAGUUGAUUCACUUCAGCUGCACAUCUUCAUGGACGCAAGUGAGCACGCAUAUGGUUGUGUUGCCUACUUCAGGGCGGUCGCAAAUGGUCAGGCCAAGAUUACGCUGAUAACCUCUCGUUCGAAGGUAGCGCCUUUGAAACGACAAUCGAUUCCGCGCAUGGAACUGAUGGCGGCAGUUCUGGGAUCACGACUGUUGCGCACGGUACAAUCACAUCACUCCCUCCCAAUACACAAAUACUUUCUAUGGUCGGAUUCUCAAACGGUUCUCAGCUGGAUUCGUUCAGACCAGUUGAAAUACAAGCAGUUCGUGGCCUUUCGCAUCGGGGAAAUUCAGGAGAACACCAAUAUCUCCGAUUGGCGCUGGGUCCCGUCAAAAAUGAACAUCGCUGACGUUCUUACUGCAAUCCAACAGCCCAUGGUUCAUUGGUCCAUAUUUUCUGCUGCAGUCCGAAGAUGA
Messenger RNA from Armigeres subalbatus, 2106 nucleotides. RefSeq lists its product as uncharacterized. Lineage: Eukaryota; Metazoa; Arthropoda; Insecta; Diptera; Culicidae. The coding region runs from base 1 to 2106 and encodes 701 amino acids. Gene Ontology annotation, molecular function: nucleic acid binding. The record is from RefSeq and is a predicted model, not a curated record. The transcript has a single exon.